Messenger RNA from Coregonus sp. 'balchen', 10509 nucleotides. The record is from the annotation of a GenBank genome assembly. NCBI's taxonomy places the organism in Eukaryota, Metazoa, Chordata, Actinopteri, Salmoniformes, Salmonidae.
AUGGGGAAGGCCCUUUCCCUCCUGCCCAAGCAGGCAUGCCACGAAGACUCCCAGGACAGCCUGACCGACACCCAGGAGGAUGAUGGGAAGAGAGAGGAUGUGUCCCAGUUCCCCUACGUAGAGUUCACAGGCCGGGACAGCGUCACAUGUCCCAGCUGCCAGGGCACUGGGAGGAUACCUAGAGGUGAGCACCACAUGCAUACUUAUGUAGAGUUCACUGUCAGGGUAGAGACAGGAUACCUAGAGGUAAACAGGAGGAGUUGAGACUACUACUAGCCUGGUCCCAGAUAACUUGGUUAAGAUGCUAUACCAUUUGAAUGAAUAUGACUGGGUAAGAGUUUUGUUCUGUUCAGUGUCAUAGUCAGACUGCAGUUGAAGUGUUAUGAUGUGUAUGGAAAACCACAAAGGUGCUCUCUUGUGGAUAAUGAAUGGUGUGACUCUGACUCACUCUGUGGGCUUGAGGGAAUGAGACCAAUGGCUGAAUGAAUAACUCAUGCUUUGCCCGUAGACUCACUAUAUUAUUUUAUCCCCGGAGCCUGGUGAAUUUCCCCUCUGAGGGAUAAUAAUGUUGUACAGUAUUGCUUAGGGAUGUGAAUCUCUUCUUUCAAGCACGAUUCGAUACGUAUCUAGCUAGGUACAUUGGCUCUGACACAAUACAGGAACGAUACUUUUAUUUUGAAAAGGUUCAGUGCGAUUCGGUUUGAUAAGUGGAAUGAAUCGAUGCGAUUCGGUAAAAUUUAAAAUCUGAUACUGCUGGGCCUUUCUGAGCUGGAUCUGUCUGAGAUGACGUGUGUGUGUGUGUGUGUGUGUGUGUGUGUGUGUGUGUAAGAGAGAGAAUGAUGUAUAUGCUGUGUGUAGGCUCCUGGGCUGAGCCAUAGGGUAGACUGAGCAUUUACCAAUAGCAAUAUGCUUUUUGUCCCCCUCACUUUGUAUCUGAAAAUCCCCAUCAUCCACUGAUUAACUUGUCAUUUUAUCAGAUAGUGUUUUAAGGAAUAUGUCUAUAUUUAUCUGUAGAACUUAGCUAUGACUAGCUAAGAUUUUAUGGGAGGACAAAACUUACCGAUAUAUAUCUGCCGAUAUAUCCUGCUGUUUUUACGGUGGGGAAAUGAAAAAGUGACUUUUUUUUCACACUGUUCUCAUAAAUUGCCAUCCAAAAGAGCAAUUGUCCAAGAAAUGUGCUUCAAAUGUUAAUUUCUUACAUUGUGACAAUAAUGACAUGUCAUGAUAUGGGCUGCAAGUGUUCAGAUAAGCAUGAGAUUCCCUUUGUCAUCUUAUUAUCGGCCGACAUGGAUAUAUUCCAGUAAAAGGCCAAUAUCAACCGAUAAUAUCGGUGAAACUACAUAUCAGUCGGGUGCUAAGUUUAUAGUAUAUCAGUUGGUUGUUCAAACCACCUAAAACCAAUGGCUAGAGCAGGCUCUCUCCACUGGUGGGUGUGAUGACAUGCUGUAGGAACAUUAGUUCCAAAAUUCAAAUGAUUUUCUGUUUUGUGUGUCAAAACUAAGGGUACCGUGUGGCGCUUUGUAGCCUUGGGAAAAACUCUCAGGACAAUAGGGCUGUUGUGAAUAUAGGUGAUUCUGUUGGAACUUGCAGUCCCACUCCUUUGACUAUUGUCAUAAUGCCAAGAAUCAUAAUGUACCUAUAUUCACAACAGCCAUUGAUUAUUUCACAAUUUAAUGAAACAAAUCUUAUGGAGAAUAAACUAUUUUCUUGAGUUUUUCCCCCCGAGGCUGUGGCAUAAGUGCAAAUAGCAUAGGAGAAGAUCUGAGGGCCAGCAUCAACCCCCACCUAGGAACACCAUAUGAUUGAACACAUGAUGAAAACACACACCCAAACCCACACACAGAUUCUGACACAACAUGAACACAAACAUGCACGCACCAGGCACAGUCAAGUAAUAACCCCUGGGUUUUAUAGGAAAAACACUGCAGCUGUGAAGUCACUCCUUCAGGGCUCUAUGACAAAUAACUUGACUGUGCUACUUCACAGCUCUGUUCUCUUCCCUGAAGCACAUGCCUAUUUGGAACCAGGCUAUCUCUGUGAGAGGUUUUGCUGAGAAAGUGACUUACCGCUAUCCUGUGGUAACCUCUUCUUUGAGCCUCCUAUCCUUAAUGAUAAAUUAAAAAAAAAUAUAUAUGCCCUUUUCAUCCUAUUUAUCGAAUAUCGGUGGAAUUAUUGGCGGCCGAUAUCAAUAAAUUGGUAAAAUACCAAUAUUUGCCAAUAAUAUCUGUGAAAUUAUUUGUCGAUCAGGCUCUUGCUAUGAAUUAAUAUAGCACAGCUUUGGAUUUCACCCGUCUCAAAAGCGAAUGGUUUUGACCGUUUAGAACUUUACAGAGGAGAGCUGCUCUUCUCCCGCUCCGACCAUAGGCCUAGAGUGCAGCUCGCAAAAAUGAUUGCUGUCCUUGUUAUGAAAUUACAACUUCAUCCUGUUCAUGUAAAAAUGACCAAAUGCACUGACUAUUUAAAGCAAAACUAUUUUAUGGUGAACCUGGCAAUCGAAAAAUUCACCCAACUAAUGAAGCCUAUGAUUUUACAUUGCCAAAGCCAUUUUACAAUAAUUUGAAUGCUGAAGGUGCUGCGCAGAUAUUAGAUCAGGGAUAGGCUCUCGUUGGCGCGACCAGCUGCACUCUGUGCGUGCAGUUGUUAUCUGACAUGGAGAUCAAUGACUGUCAUAUGCAUUUACAUGCUUAGUUCGAUAGCUACUGAAGGAGAGGAUGCAUCAAUUCAGUCACAAAAAAUGUUGAGGUAUUUUCGUAGAGGGGAAAUUAAAUUAUAUGAGUAAAAAAAAUUUGUGAACCGGCGGUUUGUAACGUUUGAAUAGAAUUUCUGACUGAUUCAUGCCACAUUUGGAUCGGUUUAGGCUCCUGUGAACCGAUGCACACGUAUCUUAAACAGUUGAACCAGGGACUGAUGCCUAUCGGUGGAUCGUUACAUCCCUAGUGUUGCUGUAAUAUUGUGCUGUAGUUAUGUCAGAUGAUUAGCCUAAGUGUUUUAAAUGUUUCCUUGCAUUACGCAGGCCAAGAGAACCAGCUGGUGGCGUUGAUCCCAUACAGUGACCAGAGACUCAGGCCUAGGAGAACGUAAGUGGAAUGUUGUUGGGUUGGUAUCUCUAGCUUACAUUUACAUUUACAUUUUAGUCAUUUAGCAGACGCUCUUAUCCAGAGCGACUUACAGGAGCAAUUAGGGUUAAGUGCCUUGCUUAAGGGCACAUCGACAGAUUUUUCACCUAGUCGGCUCGGGGAUUAGAACCAGCGACCUUUCGGUUACUGGCACAACGCUCUUACCCACUAAGCUACCUGCCGCCCCACUAGGAUAAACGUCACAAUAAUGUUUUCCGAUGCGACUGUGCAAGUAGCUAUUACUUUCUUGUUACAAUAUUCUUUGUACCCUGCAUUUGUCAAACUGCUAUUUAACUUCUGACCCUGCCUUUGUUCUCCCUCCUCUCCACAGAAAGCUGUAUGUGACGGCCUCGGUGGCUGUGUGUCUGCUGCUGUCCAGCCUGGCUGUCUUCUUCCUGUUCCCUCGUACCAUAGACGUCUCCUACGUGGGCGUCAAGUCUAUCUUCGUCACCUACGACGAGGACAAGAGGAUUGUCUAUCUCAAUGUGACGGUGAGCACCUCUCCUCUGGUAUAACCACAUGAUGAUUUGGGUCACAAUGUGGACAGUCACAGGAGGAGUCUGCUUUUCCUUAUCAACCUGUACUUUGCUCUGAAAGUAGGCCAUGUUUGGGCAUAUGAGUUUGGUCACAAAUGUUGUGGGAUUCUAGGUAUCCUGCCAUUCCGAAGCUGCAGCUGGCCCAAAACAGAGCGGCACGUCUUGCUCUUCAUUAUAAAUAUUAUGCAUGGCUUGGCUAAGAGUUGAGGAGAGACUGACUGCAUCACUUCUUCUUUUUAUAAGAAACAUUAAUGUGUUGAAAAUCCCAAACUGUUUGCAUAGUCAACUUGCACACAGCUCUGACACACACACUUACCCCACCAGACAUGCCACCACGGGUCUUUUCAGUCCCCAAAUCCAGAACAAAUUCAAGAAAGUGUACAGUAUUAUAUAGAGCCAUUAUUGCAUGGAACUCCGUUCCAUCUCAUAUUGCUCAAAUAAACAGCAAACCUGGUUUCAAAAAACAGAUAAAGCAACGCCUCACGGCACAACGCCUCUCCCCUAUUUGACCUAGAUAGUUUGUGUGUAUUUUUUAUUUAUUUAUUUCACCUUUAUUUAACCAGGUAAGCCAGUUGAGAACAAGUUCUCAUUUACAACUGCGACCUGGCCAAGAUAAAGCAAAGCAGUGUUGUAUGUAUUGAUAUGUAGGCUACGUGUGCCUUUAAAAGCCUUGAGCUGUCUAAUAAUGUUUUGUAUUAUGUCAUGUUUUGUGUGGACCCCAGGAAGAGUAUCUGCAGCUUUUGCAACAGCUAAUGGGGAUCGUAAUCAAAUACCAAAUUCCCUGCAAUUUGAUUCCUUGAGCAAGGCACUUAACUCCUAAACUGCUUCAGGGUUGCCGCACUGGCUAACUCUGGCUUCAAACUGCUCAGGGUUUGUGUGUUUCUCUGAGGGUAAGGUUAAAAGCCCCAAAUACUAAUUUCUGUGAUCAUAAAAUGACAGUAAAAUAUUAUUCUUCCUUCCAGAACACUCUGAACAUCACCAAUAACAACUACUACAGUGUAGAGGUGUCCAACAUCUCAGCCCAGGUCCAGUUCUCCAAGACGGUGAUCGGGAAGUCCCGUAUCAAUUACAUCACUGCUAUCAGUCCUCUGGGCAUGGAGCAGGUACACAACUCUGUAAUAACAUGGUAACCGCAUGUUAACAACGCUGGAAUAGCGUGGUUACAACUCUGUCAUCAUUAUUGGACAUGCAGCAGAAACUCCAGUUUCACUAAAUUCAAGACCCAUCAAGCCAUAGCUGUUUUGUUCAGUAGACUCAGACCCCUAUUCCUGGUCCUACUUCGCUCAACUUGUCACAUUAUGUAUUUUGGCACUUCAAGCACUCUUUCCCCUAGUCACCUUUUUGAUCAUAACCCUGUGUGUUGUUCCCAGGUUGACUACAUGGUUCCCACCAUUAUAGCAGAUGAGAUGAGCUACAUGUAGUAAGUACAACACAGCACACCCCAGCACAGCACAUAGCUUUAUGAGAACACUGAACCUGAUAAAGACCUAAUGCUCAAGACUUUGUUUCAAUAAAUCAUAUGGGAGUACAGAUUGAGUGUGCUUAACCUCGUCCCCAGGCUCAUGUAGAGCCUGCAAACAGUGUGGAACAAAGGCAGACUUGAAAGGGGCACGUUAAAAUAGAGGUGGGAGAGGGACAGCCUGCCACAGCUGGAUUAGAUGGGACUUUGAAAAUGCAGAAAAUCGGCAAUAAAUAUAAAUGGGCAUAUAACGUUUAUAUGUGAAAACGAAUUCUUCGGUGCAUACUUUCCAAUUUCCCGAACUCCCUUCGUUCAUUGUUUAGCUUAUCACUUGCGCUGCUCCCGCUUUGAAAUCCACAAUGUAGAGGGGAGGUUCAAGAGUUACGCUAGAUGGUGAUGGACUGAGAUCAGCCAAUGAAAAUCCAGCGGGACCUUUUCCCACUCCAGCCAUAGGCUCCAUUCAAGUCCCUUUCUGAAACACAGUGAAACCAGACGGUUCGACAGAGUAAGAGCCGGCUGGUGGACACAUUGUCUGACUGAAGUGUCUGUUCCUCUAUGUCCUAGUGAUUACUGCAGCCUGCAGACCAUAAAGGUGCAUAACAUCGUUGUCAUGAUGCAGUAAGUACUCUCUGCACACCUCCCUUUAAUCAUUCACACAGAACCACCGAAGCCUGGCUUCCAUUCUCCCAUGUAAUGCGUAUUAAUGCACUCAGAACAGUUAGUCAACCUUGUUCUGUGUGGUUAAUGACCUCCCCUUAUUAAUAAGGAUAUUUUCUGAUACCGUCCUCUAUUCAUACAGAAUGGAAAUUGACCUAAUCCCAAAUCCAACCAAUAUCCUCUUUGUAUUUUUCUAUAUUGACUUGAUCUGAUCUCAUGCCUGUCCUAAAGGGUACAAAAAAGUUAUUGAAUUCAAUUAAAUCAUCUUGUUGUUUCCAGGGUGACGGUGACGACGAUGUACUUUGGCCACAUGGAGCAGGUCACUCAGGAGAUGUACCAGUAUGUAGACUGUGGAGGUAACACCACCACUGUGAGGGGGGCACAGCCCAAGGUGUCUAAUGCCCCAAUUCCCCCAGAGUAACCCCCCCUGAUGCCCCCUUGCCCUACCUGACCUGAGCCCGUUCCUGGAGAGGGUCCUUGGAAGCUAGUCUUAAAUCGGGGAUCUGGCAAACCUGGAGAGCUACUGAUUGUUUAAGCUUUUUCUCCAGCCCUUCUCCAACACAGCUGGUCUGUUGAAUAAGGAAUGUUCGAGCAGGGAUAAGCGUUUGCACCCAGUAGUUCUCCAGAGGAGGGUUGGCCACCCCAGCCAUAGAUGGUUCACUGUGUUUCUCCCUCCUCUUCCUCCACCACUCAUCUACUGAUGAACACCCCACUGUAGAUGUCAUGCAUUUUUGUGUUAGCUCACCAAUGUGUUGGGAGUAUAUGCCAGAUGUGCAGUGGAGGGAAAAAUGUGUCUACUGACGAAAAUAAUGAUUUUAAUGUCUAAAAAACACUAAGUACCAUAAUAUUUCAGUACCUAUCCAUUAUGCACUUUAUUAAUGCUUUUCAAAUUCAACCUCCAUUGUGUUAAUGUAAAAUGUUACAAUGCCACUCCACACUCUUCUAAACCACUUGAACUGUAAAUGUAUAUGAAGUAAUAAUCCUCAUUCUAUGGAUGAGGAUAACCUCCGGAAGAGUUCUCUCAGUAAUCUGGUCUCAAAUCUGUAUCUGUAUGAUAGUCGAAGGAGUUGAACCAACAGAUCUGGGACCAGUAUACUAUUCUCAAAGUCAAACCUCACGUAACACAUUAAUAAUGUGUAUUAUUAUGACAGAUUAAUCUAGUCUAUUAUUUCAUUCUGCUGAUAAGUCACAACUUGGAGGCACAGUGAGCUGAGUCUGAAAUGACACCAUUCUCUAUAGAACACACUACUAGGACUCUGGCCAAAGGUAGUGCACUAUUUAGGGCCCUCAAGCUAAACUCUGGACCUGGAAGCCAGUGCCACUGCGUCUUUUCAUCGUUCCCGUCUAAUCAGGGACUGAUUUAGACCUGGGACACCAGGUGUGUGCAAUUUAAUUAUCAGGUAGAACAGAAAAUCAGCAGGCUCCGGACCUCAUAGGGUAAGAGUUGAAAACCCCUGGUGUAGGGAAUAGGGUGGCAUUUGGGGUGAAGCCAGAAUGUGGCAGUUCUGAUGUGUAUAAGCUUGUAAUGACCGGGCUCUCCUCUAGAGGGCUCUGUACAAUUGUGGAUUUGUACCAGUUUACUAAUAUUACCCUCUGUUGGGUGAUCCAUCUCCAGUGUUAAUGUGUGAUCAGUUGACAUGAAUUUGAAUUUGAUUUUUUUUUUUUUUAUCAUGUUUUGUGAUACCUACCUACUGCUGAUUUUGAUUUUGACCAACUUAUUUUUUACAUUCCAUCGGAUCCAUCUUCAAAUUUUCAUGACACGCAUAAAGAGGAUAACCUGCAAGGGACUUUGUACGUUUUUGAUAAAUGACUUCCCUGCAUAUCAAACUCAGUUGAAGAGUUUGUAGAACUACCUAGAUUUAAUGAAAACCUGUUUUUAAUACCACGUUUGUAAUAUGAUUCCUACCUACAUUGUGGAAAACCUUUUGAAACAUACAACUCAAAUGAAUAGAAACUACCCUCAUAGAUAGAUAUAGAUAUAUAUAUAUAUAUAUAUAUAUAUAUAUAUCUAUCUAUAUAUAUAUAUAUAUAUAUAUAUAUCUAUCUCUUGAAUUUCUUAAUGAAUACUCAAACCGUGUAGUUUGCAGUUAUUUAAUUAGCAGUUUCCUAGAUUAUCGUAGAGCACAACUAUUAACAUAUGUACAGUCAUUUGUUCCUAAUCAAGCACCUUAAUCUUGUAUGGAAGAGGGGUCAGCUUUUGAUUGAAUGUUAGGAAUGAGUGAAGUCUUGCAAUACUACUGACACAAACUAGAAGAGUUGUUUGAUGAGCUGAUGAGGUUGUUCUUUCCGAAUGUCUACUGCUGUUGGGUACUGAAAUUAUUUUGAUCAACAACUGUGUUUGACUAGAUUUUUUUGUCAAUUUUUAAGUGUACAUGUAGUUGGUGUGUGUUUUGUUUUAAUUAUUUGCUUUUCAUCAUGAUAAAUUCUAAGUGGUUGGAUCAAGAUUUGUCCUACCUAGUUUUGUUGUGCUGUUACCCUUUCUUUCUGAAAGCGUGAAUAAAGUUCUCGACAUCUCAUUUGUCUAUCUUGUAUUUUCUUGUCUUUGUUCAUGCCUCUUAUUUAAUCAACCUCAGAGGAACUGGUAAGAAAUGGAACACUCACAUGCAAAUUAACACAUGAAUCAGUGUGACAUCACAAUUCACUCACAAUGCGCUUAUGAACCCAUAGAAUUGGAAUUAUACUGGUAAUUUUGAUUCUAUGCAUGUUUGCAAAACUGUUGUCUCCUGAGCAAAGCUGAUCUCACGCAAUGUUGCCAUGGGGACAGUUGACAGCCAGUGGGGACAGUUUUUACAUCAUAAACACCAUAUGUGACGUCAUAAACACCUGUCUGCAUAUAUAGCCUGUUUCGGCGGCAUUUGGCACAUUUUUUAAUUUCACUAGGUGGCUGAAGGUACAUUGGUAACCAUGCACUUUCAGCCUGAUUUGGAAGGUGAUCUUCCUUUUGCCUUUCAGCUAGAACAUGGUAAGUUGAUAUUACUGAUGACAUGUUGUUGAUGCAAACGUGUUGUAUCCUAAAUGACUUGUACACUGUCAGAUGAGCCAUAACAUGGCUGUGGCCUCAAUGUUGUUUGGCUUGACAACGACAGCAAUGGAGCAAGAGCACCAAUAGAUCCUGGACCAGGCUAGUAACCAGAGUUUGAAUCCCAGGGCGGACAGGGAAAUCUGGAGGAAUUUGCAGCCAGAGAGUAGCUGGCUUAAAUUUUCUAUGUUCUAUACCCAGUGCUUUUGUGCCCUUGGGCAAAGCACUUACCGCCAGCUGACCCUGUGCUGCUCCCAGCCUGUGGUGUGUGUGUCAAGUUGGGUCCUUCGCUUUGACAGCAAAUAUGAAAAUAAUGUCUCUGCGAAUAGUAUUGUAUAUUACACAUAUUGUAGUUUAUUUUUGCAUUUUGUGUAUGCAGGAUCAGCAGUGACAUUACUUGUGAACAAUGCUGCCCCUGCCCCUUACCGUGCAGGUGGGGUAUACCAGGUGUACCACGCAGCACCAUUGGCCUCCUGGCACAGUCUUCCUGUGUACCAGGGUCCCCCACCUCACCAGCUGGCCUUGACCACUUCAGAGAUACAAGGGGAGACUAUUCCCAUGGGCCCUGUUGAAACACCAGAGACAAGCCAGCAUCAGGACGUUUUAGACUCGAGCCAGAGUUCGGAGUCUUCUGAGCCACACAAGAAGAAGAGAAAGAAACAGAAGAAGAAGCAUGCUGCACCUAAACAGAGGAACCCAGAUGGCAGCUUUGAUUGGACCAGCCAAGAACACAGCACUACAGAGAAGUACAAGAAGAUAAUGUCACUGCUGAGGAAAGAUGGGGUGGAGGUGGUGGAUGAUACAGGUACUAAGGGACUAACAGAUACUGACAGUGAGUCUGACCAACAUGUGAAUCAAAUGGGGAGAAAGACAGCAGUGAGUAAAGGAAAAAAAGCAACAGUGAAAAGUAGGAGCCGAAACCGGGUUAACCGACUAAACCGAGACACUGGAGACUUUCAGCAAUCUGACAUAUCCUCAUCUCUGCUAGAGACGCAGGCCAUUGGACCUGAACUGGAGCAGUUAUUCUACCUACCAGCAGAGGGCAAUGACGAGGAAGACCUCCUUGCAGAAGUGUUGGAAGAGCUCUCAGGGGUUCCAAGAUACCCAGACCUCUCCGAGGACACUUUGAGCAACAUGACCCUUUCACAAUAUGCCACUCUCAUGAACAUGUUCCCCCACCCGCAGCUUCCUCCCUUACCCGUACUCUUCUCCCUCCCUCUGCAACCUAACAUCGGCCCAGUCUAUAGAGAGACUCCAUACCUACUCACACCACCUACCCACUGCGACUGGGUCACCAGCUACACCAAUACAGUUGGCCAUUUUGAGGACCAGUAUCCUGCCUCUCCAGAACCUCAGCAGCCAGGUGAUUCCGACUACAGCAAUACCUACAGCCAUUUUAGGAACCCUUUAGCUAUAACUACAGAACCCCUGCAGCCAGGUGACUGCACCAAUACAGGCAACCAUUUGGAAGACCAAUACGUUGCCUUACCUGACAAUGUGGUUAGCCAUUUUUGGGACUAUAUUUCCCCUGAGCCUGCCUCCUCCCCAGAGCCAGAGCUUCAGCCUUUAGUACUGAGUGUAGAGAGAGAGCCGAUGAAGAGUGAGGCCCAGAGACUGAGGCAGCAGACAACCAGGGUCACAUUAUAUGGCCUGGACCGCAACCCACUGGCUGACAGGGAGGACUUCACACUGGAGCACUACCUGGACAUGUUCACUGACUGA